Molecule: messenger RNA, 2438 nt
Organism: Macrosteles quadrilineatus (aster leafhopper)
Lineage: Eukaryota; Metazoa; Arthropoda; Insecta; Hemiptera; Cicadellidae
Exons: 9
Coding region: 22-681 (219 amino acids)
Source: RefSeq, a predicted model, not a curated record
GAGAAUGAUGUAGAUUUGAGUAUGGCUCAGCAGUUGUAUAGAGAUACUAGAGCUAGUAUUGAAAUGAUCCCGAUUGAUUGUCUUGAAGAUGAUUUGAUGCUAGAUCUCUUUGGACUCCACAUAUUUCAAGGAGAACUCCAGUCUACCCCAAGGGCCAGCAUGGACAGUUUAUUGGAUAGUUGCUUCGUCGAUUCUUCAUCCAGGCCAAGGGAGGCAUUGCUGAGUGAUCCCAGCAGUAACCAUGACAGGAGCACUUCCAGUGGAGAUCCUCUUACACCUCCAAAAGUAAGCUUGGAGUGGGCUUUGCGUAACAUGUGCAGAACUCCGUCAUCUCCUGGACUGCCUACCAACUCCUUCACUGCACCUCCCCAGAGACAGCGACUUUGGAAUCUGUUGGAGCAGUAUUCUUCUCCAGACCUUCCUCGCCUUCCAAGGCCCAGGAACAGUGUGUUCAUGAGGCCAUCUCAGCUGGAUGCCAUGGGUGAGGGUGACAGAGCAUCAUCAUCUUCACCCGUGCAUCAGCCACCUCCGCCCUACAACCCAAUGUGGGCCACACGCACCUUUCGCCCGCCUCUAGUUCAUCCUGUUGGUUCACCCUGUGAUCGACCUGAGAAAGAUGAACAAUCACACCAGCGUAAAGAUGAAAGUAAACCUGACGAGCGGAGAUCUUCUUCCCCCUGAAUGACUAUGGAUUUUUAUUACUGUACUUAACAUUCCAAUUUGCUUUUUAGUCAAUUUUUAAAUUUUAUUGUUUAAUAUACCGUACUCAAGUAUUAGAUGAUGAUUUGAAUCUCUCACUACUGUCAGUAAUUUAAUUGCUUUCUUCUUAAUUUAAAGUGUUUGAUUUACAUUAAACAUUUUUGUAUGUGAAUGGAUGUUUUUGUUUUACGUUCAGUACAAUGUUGGCGUUCUUUCAAAUAUUAUGUGUAUGAAUGGACAAUCACUUAAGUAUGAUACAAAAAUUUAAAUAAUUAUGGCUUGUCCAAGAGAUUUGCAUUACCUUCAUAUUGAAAGUUAAUUUUAAAUCAUCGACAUUGUUUAUAAUUUUAAAUCCAAAUAUGUGCCUAGUAGACUCUUGUGAUAGGCAAUCAGAUAUGAUAUAGUCUGGUAAAUCCUGUAAUCCAGGCAUCUUAUAGACCCAAUAUCAUAUACUUUAUACGAUAACGGGUGUCCCUGUAACAUCCCUUUAAUCCUACUUUAAUCAAUUUUUAUGAUUGAAGUAUAAUUUUAAGUCUUAUGAUCUAGGGCACGUGCUAGAUAAUACUUGAAUGGUAAAUAAAAAGGCUAUUUCCUUUAGGGGUUCCCCCCUCUCUAGUAAAAUUUAUUUCUAGAGGCCAUUUUUAAAAAUCUAGGUAUGCUGACAAACUUUCAUAAACUAGUUUAAAUGAGUUUUAGUUGUAAUAAUUUACAACUGUUCCAUCAUAGAGUGUUUUAAAUAUAUAUUUAAAAUAGAUAAUUUUUCCUUUUUUGACAACUGUGAGAGGAAGGUAAAUAAAUCACUCUUUAGAUCUGAAAUCAAGAAAUUGGUUGAAAACUAGUAUUUCUAUUCACCUAAUAACUGUUCUAAAUAAAAGUAAUCUUGAAUCGGUUAAUGGGUAUUGCAUUGGAUUUAUUUUGCCUCGGAAAUAAGUUUUUGACCCUAUAAAACUGUGCAAUUUGUGCACGGGUCCCCUCGUAUCCAUUAAAGGGAGUGUAUAAAAUUGUUUUUCGUCAUACUGCUGCAAAAACAGCCGUUUUUAAUACACACGUUGCAGGUAUAAAGUAGCCCUUUUACUACCUAGGGAGUAAAAAGCCAUUUUAAUCCCUAGAAAGUAAGUCAGCUGCUGUAAACUCAGUUCUAAACUUAAGCGAUUGUAAGCAAUAGCAUUUCGAUAUUAGCCUAUGUAUCAAUUGAUUUAAUCGGUAGUAGAUUAUUGUUGCAUUCUUAUGAAUAGUUUGAUUUAUCGAGUAAUGUACACUAACACAAUCAUAAUAGACAAAUUAACAAAUUGAUUGAAUCAAUGACUUAACAUCUGCUUGUUUGCAUUAUCAAAAAUUAAAAACAAGUUGAAAGUCAUCUUUACAUAAAUAUUUGUUUUCUAACUUAUUUUGUGAAAUGAUGUCGAAUAUGAUAAAAAAUAUAUCGUACACGGGGCAAAAUGUGUCUUUUCAACCCUUGCUCAAUUCCCGACCUUGGUCGUGAAACUUGAGCUUGGGUCAAAAAGAGUCAGUUUACGCCUUAGUGAUUAAAUAUUUGAGUACUCUGAUAUCCCUAAUAGCCUUCUUCAUCCUCUGCGAAAUUAGUGCACGAGAGUCUACUGUGGCUAUUUUUUUAUUAUGUUGCCAGCAAAAUGUAUGUAGUAGAAAAUUAUUUUUGGUAAACAAGGGCAUAAAUUAUAGUAAUUUAUAUAAAAAAUGACAUCAUAAGUACCCUCUUUUACAUAUUCAGUAUACACCAA